GCAACUGUACAGUAUAAAAUCAUUUGUUUCAAAAAAUUCAUUGUAUAAUCUUUAUCAAAUUGUAAAUGUGGUUUCACUAUUCAACUGAUAAAGACCGAUAUGGAUAAUGGACGCAUUUCCUAUGCUAGAUACUAGAUCAAGAACGUGUCAGUAUUUUUGUCUAUGAUGCACGGAAUUAUAUAGUAUCCUUGUGUGAAACGAGUUACUUCUGGUGAUAACACAUUCUCUAGUAUUUAAGUUCUUUUGAUAUGACUACUCCAACUUUAACAACUGGAAUACAUGGCGAAGAUGCAGAAUUAUCAUGUUUACCCAUAACGUCUUUAGAGCAACUGUGGACUUAUAUGUCGAAGCCGCCCGGGUGGGGCAGAUUCACUGUUACAAAAGCUCCAAGGGGUGGUUCAUUUGGCAAUGUGCCAUUUGGGAAUUACUAUUGCCACGUUAAGGAGGACCAGUGGCGUACUGAUGUAGAACGUCGACUACGAAAUUGCCGAUUGGGAAAAGAAGUAGUGAAAACCGAACUACUUGUUUGUCAUGAUAUGAUGAACGGCUACCUUCAUGACAGGUUUGUUAACGGUUCAUCAACAUUUCAUUCCUAUCGAUUUUAUCGGUGGUCGGCCGUUGAUAUAUUCGUUUAUUUUUCGCAUCAUUUUGUCACGAUACCGCCCUUAGGAUGGAUAAACGCUGCCCAUAAGCACGGGGUUAACAUAUUUGGUACAUUUAUAACAGAAUGGGAUUCUGGGCAACAGAUUUGUGAGGCGAUACUGAGUACUCCGCACACUAUGAAUUUGACGAUUCAGUCUUUAGUGCAAAUAACAAAGUAUUUUAAAUUGGAUGGGUGGCUACUGAAUAUAGAAAAUAAUUUGCCCGAUGGAAACAAAAUGAUCGAAUUUGUUCAAAAUCUAACUGCUGCCUUGCAUAGCGAACUUCCAGGUGCGCGGGUUAUAUGGUAUGAUAGUGUCCGCGUUGAUGGAAAACUUCAUUGGCAAAAUGAGCUUAACGAAUACAAUAAAUCAUUUUAUGAUGUCUGUGAUGGAAUAUUUUUGAAUUACACAUGGAAAGAACACAAUUUAGAGCGAUCUCUGACUGCUUGUGGUUCUGGAUCUGCAUACAAGGUCUUUGUCGGUGUCGAUGUUUUUGGGAGAAACCAGUAUGGUGGUGGAGGAUUCAAAACGCAAUUGGCAAUAGACAUGGUGCACAAAUAUGGAUUUUCUACAGCGCUAUUUGCUCCUGGUUGGACACAUGAAGCUAUUUGCAAAAAUAUACCGCAGUCUGGUGUUCUUCAACAAGUUGUCAGCACUGCAAACAAUAUUUUGAACAUAUGCAGAACAUCGGCAAUUGUUCAGGCAGGCUUGAAUAUGUCAUCAACAAGCCAAAGUUCUGAUACCAUGUCUGUAACUCCUUUACCAGAGAAAAAUGUUGCAAAUGAUCAAGCGCAUUUGGAUUUAUUUCUGGCACGCGAAGAUUUGUUUUGGAGUUUGAUAUGGCGUUAUUACAGGACACAUGAAAUUGUUCAACUUCCAUUCGCCACUUCAUUUUGUCAAGGAAGUGGGUUAUAUCGCAAUAGAAAGGCUGAGUACAUUAGCGAUCAACCGUGGUACGAUCUCAAUGCUCAAGAGAUUCAGCCAAGCAUUCCAUUCUGUCCAUUACGCUAUGAUUUAGAAACGUUUCUAAAUCCUACAAAUGCUCUAUCAGAUCUUUCUGUUGCCAACAUCCAAUCUACAAGUUGCUUAGAAUACGAAUUUGCAGACUCAUUCAAUGGUGGUUCAUGUUUAAGAUUUACAAAGCUUGCUGAUGAUGAUCUCAUUACUCGACUUUUCGUUACAAAUCUGCCGAUUAGAAAAUCGGCAAUAGUUAUCGUCGUUACGAAGAAAAUAUUUUACGGAUGCCUGUCCAUCUUGGCAUUAGCUGAAAGACCUGACGGUAGUACGAUAAAGUUGACAUUGGGUGCCGACGAUGAGUGUGAUCCCUUCGAGGAAUUCAAUUUGCCGAAUGUGUAUUCACCAGAUAUGAGGUCUAGUACCUAUUCUGUGCCAUCACUGACGCCAUUCGAGUGUAUAACGACGAGUGAGGCUACAAUCAAGCCUUCUACUGGAGAACAACUGAAAUCGGCUUUGAUAUACUUACUAAUUAACUAUCCACAGGAAUACUUUUAUUUUUCUGCGCGAAAUUAUUGGACGACCAGAUACUACGUUAUUCCCUGUUCCGAUGUUCGCAUAAGGGAUAUAGCUGUAAAAUUAACAGGGCCUGUCGAUUGCACAGUGCUUCUAGGUCAUUUAGCCAUAAUACCAUAUGAAUAGUUAUUAUUCAUAUACAAUUCAAUUAAAAUUCGAAAUAUUAAUAAAAGAUA
Molecule: messenger RNA, 2347 nt
Organism: Ctenocephalides felis (cat flea)
Lineage: Eukaryota; Metazoa; Arthropoda; Insecta; Siphonaptera; Pulicidae
Gene: ENGase
Product: cytosolic endo-beta-N-acetylglucosaminidase 2
Exons: 11
Coding region: 249-2297 (682 amino acids)
Biological process (GO): protein deglycosylation
Cellular component (GO): cytoplasm
Molecular function (GO): mannosyl-glycoprotein endo-beta-N-acetylglucosaminidase activity
Source: RefSeq, a predicted model, not a curated record